Molecule: messenger RNA, 2083 nt
Organism: Rhodamnia argentea
Lineage: Eukaryota; Viridiplantae; Streptophyta; Magnoliopsida; Myrtales; Myrtaceae
Exons: 6
Coding region: 359-1795 (478 amino acids)
Source: RefSeq, a predicted model, not a curated record
GUGUUUUUCUUAGGUUUAUAACGUUUAACUUCCUCUCGCCUCCCCGCUGCCUCCGCCUCCUCCUCCUCCUCCUCCUCCUCCAUCAGCCGCCGAACCUCCUGGCCGUAAGCAGUGCUCGUUCAGCUCAGCUCGCCGCGUACUUCUUCCAAGCUCCUUGAGAGAAAAUUAUCUGGAGGAUGCUCGAUCGGAAUUUGAUGGAAUAGUUUGCAAAACCAUUGUGGAAUGGCUUAUUCUCAACUGUCAAGGAUCCAGACCCAAAGUUUGCAUCAGAAACCUUGCCCAGCAAAAGCACUGCAGAAGCCUCUUGCAGCGGGGAUUUAAGUUGCAUUUGGGAUAGUGACGGGAGGGCAACAUCUCGAUGAUGGUUUCUGAGUUAACUGCGGGUGUGCCAAGAAGUGCAGAGGAUGCUGAAGUUGAUGUUUCUGAGUUUACCAAUUCUGGCAACAAGGAAUUGGCUACUGCUCAGGAUCCUGAUGCAACUGAAUGGUCUAGUUCCUUUGGUGGCACUCUCUCUGAUUCCGAAUAUUAUUCCGGGAUGAGUGAAGGUGAAGUAGAUUCCCAAUUCUGCAGGGACAGUGAUUUUCCAUCUGCACUUGAUGCAUUCGAUAGUAUGUUUCGAAUAAGGAAGAAGAAGUUGACAGAUCACUGGAAGACUUUCAUACGUCCUCUGAUGUGGCGGUGCAAAUGGACGGAACUGAGAAUAAAGGAAAUUGAGUCACAAGCGCUUAAAUAUGCUAAGGAACUAGCAGCAUAUGAACAAAACAAAAGUUUGGCAUCUGAUCAAUGCCCAGACCCAGUAGAAGAAUUUGGAUCAAAGUUGAUGCCAUUUUCUGGUCCCUGCAAUAAGAAAAAGAUCAUGAAGAGGAGGAAAAGAAAGAAGAUUGAAGACAUCACAGACAUAGCAUCGUAUAUGUCGCAUCAUAAUCUUUUUUCUUAUCUGGAAAAUAAGAGGCCAGAUCCAGAAGGAACUUUUAUUGCUGAUGACUUUUCUUACCCAGUGUUUUCAGACAAGAACAGGAUUGUCAACACCGAAUUUGGACAUAAUGAUAGCCAAACAUCAUUUGAGUUCAAAGAUGGUGAUAUAUACUUGGAACAGUUACUCCAGAAAAUCGAAACUGUGCAUUCGAGAGUUUACAAACUUAAAGGCCAGCUUGAUGUGGUGAUUACACAGAAUGCUGCUAAGUUCUCUUCUUCUGAGAACUUGAGCCUGCUUGCACCUUGUGAAGCACAGACUAGUUGUGCUCCGAGUCCUACAUUUUCUGCUGGCAAUGGAGAAGUGAAGUCAAUUGGAGGUGUACACUCCUCAGCUCAGCACAUACCAGAGUGUGACAUAGGAGAUCUUGUUCUGCCUGAAAGUGUGGUUUCAAGUUAUGGAAAUGCAGUUCCUGUUCCUGAUGUAAUUGAAAGCACUGUAGGAUUAUUAUCUGCUACCAAUGUUCCUGUCCAACAGAAGGUGGUCCAAGAUACAAGUGAAGAUAUAGUGGAAAAUGUUCUCAUCCAUAAUGAGCUAGCUGAAGGUGGGAGUCAAACGCUAAAGAGCUCAGAAGUGGAAGCAUUAGCAAAGCAACCGGAAUCGGAUAAAGGAGAACAAGAUGAGAGCAACGAUCCUUCUCCAGUUCUCGCUUCUAAGCCCGAGCCCAUGGUGAAAGGCAUUGCAUCUCAGCAGGAGUCAACACUAAAAUCAUGUCUAGCCUCAGAUAUCAGGUUUCCUAAGAACAAGAGGAAACGAGGGGAACGUAGAUCUUGUUCAGUCGGUUGGAGCAAGAAGUGCCCAGGCGAGCCAGAUAGCCAGUGAGAACUUUUAGUAUUCCUGUCCGGGCUGAUGUGGGCUCAGUGUUAGGUUAAUGCAAGGGGGUCCUUUGUUCUAGGUGAACAAGUCUUCAGGUCGGGUAUCAGGAUUUUAGGCAGGCUUGUGGUAACUUAUUGGUUGUCGCAACAUUAGGUCUUUCUUCUCCGCAAGUUUCAGAAAUUUUCUGUUGGACCAUGAAUCCAAAGUAGCAGUAUCUUUCUGAAAAUGGACUUUUUUUCUCUGUUGUAGAAUCUUGAGCUCUAGAUGGAUACCUUUCUCAGGAGAGUUAGUUUA